UAGAAGAUUCAGUUUACUCCCUCAAGAGGCCAUUCGCUCGGACAACAGUAAGACUUUAAUGCUGUAUAUUUCAAACAAAGAAACAUGGAGUCUGUCAGGAGUGCUUUCCACGCUCAGCUGGCCACCGUCAUGGACUCCCUGCUGGCUGCAGCCGUGUGCGAGAUCGCCAAGAUCUUCGAGAGCAGCCUGUGCGAUCAGCAGGCGGAGCUGGCACAGAAAACCGAGGAGAUCUCCGUCCUCCGGUGCAGACUGGAGAAACAGGAGAGGAGGCUGAAAGCGGAGGGUGCAGGGAGCGAGGGCAGAGAGGAGUCAGCAGGAGGCAACACGAGGCAACAGCCUGGAUCAGGACCAAAUGUAGGAAAGGACGUGGCUACUGAUUCGGACUCGGAGAACGUACUGAGCAUGCUGAAAGAGGAGGUUGUGGGGCAGGAUGGAGCUCCUGUAAAACACGAGCACGUUGGAUCUCUGUCUGUCACAACCCAAGCCACAGAGGGAAACCUUACUGGGGAUGAUGGGGAAAAUGACGGUCUUUCUGCUACACAAGCUAGGACCAAAAUAUCUAAUUGGAAUCCCAGCGGUCACGGUGCAGACCCCAGCACCCUCCAAGAUCAAGCAUCUGCUCCUUUUCUCUCCAUCUCCCAGAGCGGUCGUUGUUCUCCUCGGACUGAGCCGAACCUACCUCAACCAGGAGAGUGGUUACCAGGACUGGACACCACUCGAGGUAAUGCGUCGGGUAUGGAGAACCCGCAGACGGAUGGUACAGACUGUUCUGCUGCAGCUAGCAGCAGCACCAAGGUGGACCCGUCGUGCUUCCGACCUGGUUACAGAUCAGACGAAACCAGCAACGAAGGUGACGAUAGCUCUUUUUCUUUCCUGAACCAGGAGUCGGAAAACCAGAACUCAGAGCAGAGUCAGGAUAUGGGGCCGAGGGGGGCUCAUCCAGACCACCCUCAAGCCUCCUCUGGUGAAACGGCGUGGCAAACGAGGGCUGACAGAGCUUCAAGAAGUUCUGUCAGUCACACACGGCGGAUGACGAGCUUGGCUAACAGAGACCCUCUGCGAGCGCAGUUGAAUUCCCCGUCGCUCGCUGUGCGACAGUUAAACACUCUGGUCCCCCCUCCAGCUUCCAGCGGCGGUAAUGGACGCCCUUACUCCUGCCCAUACUGCACAAAGUGUUUCACCUACCCCUCCCAUCAGCGCAGACACCUUUUACGGCACACGGGAGUCAGGCUGCACCCCUGUCAGUUUUGUGACAAGAGCUUCCUCACGCCAUCUGAACUGACCGUGCACACUCGCACGCACACCGGGGAGCGGCCGUUUGGCUGCGCUCAGUGCGGUAAACGCUUUGCUCGCAGCGGAAACUUGAGGGCCCACCAACGGGAUGUUCACAUGGGGAAGAGGCCCUUCGCGUGCGCCGAGUGUGGAAAGAGAUUUGCCCACAGGGGGAACCUGAGGGUGCACAAUCACAGAGUCCACCAAGGAGAGCCGUACUACACGGACGAUCAGCCGGAGCCGGACAUGGGCCCAAAUGCUGUUUAAAAACGUUUUUAUUUUGCAGAACAAGUCAAGGAAAAGAAACUGAUUUGUUUUUAAAUUGAUGACAGGCAGCCAUGGAACUAUGAGCGAUGGUCAGUGUGAU
Messenger RNA from Nematolebias whitei (Rio pearlfish), 1639 nucleotides. Its product is annotated as zinc finger and SCAN domain-containing protein 2-like. Gene Ontology annotation, biological process: regulation of transcription by RNA polymerase II. The record is from RefSeq and is a predicted model, not a curated record. Lineage: Eukaryota; Metazoa; Chordata; Actinopteri; Cyprinodontiformes; Rivulidae. Gene Ontology annotation, molecular function: RNA polymerase II cis-regulatory region sequence-specific DNA binding; DNA-binding transcription factor activity. Bases 85 to 1539 code for a protein of 484 amino acids. The transcript has 4 exons.